UCUUCCAGCAGCAGCAGCACCGACCGGCUGACUGACUGCAGAGGAUGAGCUCAGCUGACCGUCUCUCUCUGGCUCUUAUUAUUAUGUCCUCGAACGAGGCGCCAACACCCAAACACAGACUCAGUCACAGACUCAGUGCGGCAAAACAGAGAGUCUCUCCUCAGCAGCCUCAGCAGCGGCUCUAAUGAACGAGUCUGCAGCAGCAAGAAACAUGAGUCACGAAUGAGGUCUGCAGGAUGUCGUUUAAGAAGGAAACACCCCUGGCUAAUGCUGUGUUUUGGGCAGCGAGGAAGGGGAACUUGGCUCUUCUUCAGCUGCUGCUCAACAGCGGACGCGUGGACGCCGACUGCAGAGACAGUUAUGGAACGACAGCGCUGAUGGUGGCGUCGUACAGCGGCCAUUAUGAGUGUGCCAAAGAACUCAUCAUGCAAGGAGCCGACAUCAACUACCAGAGAGAGACAGGUUCUACCGCCCUGUUCUUCGGCUCCCAGCAUGGACACGAUGACGUUGUGAAGCUCCUCUUUGAGUUUGGUGCCUCCACUGAAUUCCAGACAAAGGACGGUGGCACAGCUCUCACCGUCGCCUCUCAGUACGGACACUCCAAGGUGGUGGACACCCUGUUGAAGAAUGGAGCCAAUGUUCACGACCAGCUGCAUGACGGUGCCACCCCUCUGUUUCUCGCCGCCCAGGAGGGUCACGUGACUGUGAUUCGUCAGCUGUUGUCAUCCGGUGCUAAGGUUAACCAAGCAAGGGAGGAUGGUACCGCCGCCCUGUGGAUGGCAGCUCAGAUGGGUCACAAUGAGGUGGUGAGGGUGCUACUCCUCCGUGGUGCAGAUCGGGAUGCUGACAGAAAAGACGGAUCAACAGCGUUAUUCAAAGCAGCUUUUAAGGGACACAACAGCGUCAUCGAGGAACUUCUCAAGUUUUCUCCUUCAAUUGGUCUUCUCAAGAAUGGCUCUACUGCCCUUCAUGCUGCUGUUAUGGGUGGAAAUAUUCGAAGUGUUCUGCUGCUGCUCGGGGCCAACGCAGACCCGUCACUACCCAACAAGAGUAAUGAACUCCCUGCAGAUCUUACAAAGAGCGAUCGCAUCCUAAAGGUGUUACAUCCAAAGAUGUUAAAUGGAGACAGCUGAUGACGAACCCAGACUGCUGCCUCCAUGCCUGCCUGUAAAACACUCACUGGUGAUGUGUACUGAGGGGGGGGAUUUAACAACAAUACAGUGUCAAAUCUACUCAACUACAACAUGUACUGUACAUGGUGCUUGCUUUUGAUUGCGACUGAAAUUAAGCCAUUAAAUGUUGAAUAAACCUGGACUAAAUCUAAUGCAACACAACGUGCAACCAAAAUGUCUGCCAUGUGCAUCAUCUCCUUCACUCUGUUGUUCUACAGUAUAUAUGCAUUUAUUUUUGUUUACCCCAGGUGUUGUAAGAUUUCUAGAUAUUUUUUGCACACUUUUUAUUUGCCUUUUCAAUAAUAGAUGUAAUAAAGUGUAAAUUUGUUAUUCAACCAUAAA
Molecule: messenger RNA, 1514 nt
Organism: Sebastes umbrosus (honeycomb rockfish)
Lineage: Eukaryota; Metazoa; Chordata; Actinopteri; Perciformes; Sebastidae
Gene: ankrd29
Product: ankyrin repeat domain 29
Exons: 10
Coding region: 237-1133 (298 amino acids)
Molecular function (GO): protein binding
Source: RefSeq, a predicted model, not a curated record